AACGAAUGAACAUAAUCCCCACCAUCCAGGUGCCUCUCCUUUCUUUCAAUUGAUUUCUUUCACUUUCAGCUUUUCAAAGCUCCGGCAAGGGUCGCUGGUACGCCCGUCUGUAUUAAAAGUUGUACAUUCUUGCAAUAUCGUCCUCUCGACUUCUAUUCUCUUUUACGCUUAUCGAUAGCCCAUCCAUUGCUCGGCCAUCUCCUUCCUGUCUCCAGAUCAUGACGACCUUUGUAUACGCGCAACGUCAAUAAACAACUAGGAAAAAGAGAAGGGAUCAAUUGGACCGAUAAUUCCAAUCAUGUUAGCCUCACGGCUACCAAGGACAGCCUGUUCGGCCUCGCAGUUGCUCCGCCGUUCGCCAUGCUCCGCCAGUGUCGCGUGGCCUCGAGCCAGUCCAAUUGGAAUACCACAAUCACGAAUCUUCACGACAACGACACGUCUUCUUAAGGACGAAGCUCAUAAACAAUCAACGCACAAGGUCGAGCACCACAAAGCUCCUCCGGGAAAUGCUCAGCCGCCAAAGGCACCCGGUGCUUCGGCGCCGAAGAAGCAAGACAUUCUGCUGUCCGAGCAGAACUUGACAAAGCAAGAACAGAGAAGGGCGGAUUGGACUAUAAUAAAGGAAAUGUCACGAUAUUUGUGGCCAAAGGAUAACCUAGGCACCAAAGUCAGAGUGAGCGUUGCUGUUGCAUUGCUCGUCAGUGCAAAGGUUCUCAAUGUGCAAGUGCCCUUCUACUUCAAGAGCAUCGUCGAUUCCAUGAAUAUAGAUUUUGCUGCGCUGGGAGGAACUGCAACCACUGUAGCUGGUGCAAUGAUCAUCGCAUAUGGUGCAUCGCGAAUUGGGGCGGUCAUAUUUCAGGAGCUCCGAAAUGCCGUCUUUGCGAGCGUCGCGCAAAAGGCUAUCCGAAAUGUUGCAUGCAAUGUUUUUGAACAUUUACUACGACUGGAUCUCAACUUCCAUCUUACACGCCAAACUGGAGGUCUGACCAGGGCCAUGGACCGCGGCACAAAAGGCAUCAGCUUCCUCUUGACAUCCAUGGUGUUUCACAUCUUGCCAACUGCAUUGGAAAUUUCCAUGGUGUGCGGUAUUUUGACGUAUCAAUAUGGCGCCAAGUUUGCCGCAAUUACCGCAGCCACCAUGGUCGCAUACACGGCGUUUACGAUUACGACCACCUCCUGGCGUACCCAGUUCCGCAAGCGUGCGAAUGCUGCAGACAACAAGGGAGCCACAGUCGCGGUUGACUCGUUGAUCAACUACGAGGCCGUCAAGUAUUUCAACAAUGAGAAAUUCGAAGUGGGCCGAUACGACAAGGCUCUGACUGCGUAUGAACAACAAUCCAUCAAAGUUGCCACGUCGCUUGCGUUCCUCAACUCUGGUCAGAACAUCAUCUUUUCGUCGGCCUUGACCGCCAUGAUGUGGCUAGCUUGCAAUGGAGUCGCCAAUGGCAGCUUGACGGUCGGUGACUUGGUCAUGGUCAAUCAGCUAGUCUUCCAGCUCUCGGUGCCCCUCAACUUUUUGGGUUCGGUGUACCGUGAAAUGCGACAGUCCUUGCUUGACAUGGAGACGCUCUUUAACUUGCAAAAGGUCAAUGUGGCCGUCAAAGAGCCCGAGAACCCGAAACCGCUGCUUCUCUCCAAGGGCGAGAUCAAGUUUGAAAAUGUCACGUUUGGCUACCACCCCGAUCGGCCCAUUUUGAAGAAUCUCAACCUCACGAUUCCCGGCGGCAAAAAGGUUGCUAUUGUCGGACCCAGUGGGUGCGGCAAGUCGACCAUUCUCCGAUUACUUUUCCGAUUCUAUGAUGUGCAGUCUGGUCGCAUCCUUGUUGAUGGUCAGGAUAUUCGGGACGUGAGCCUGGAGAGCUUACGCAAGUCUAUUGGUGUUGUGCCACAGGACACUCCACUGUUCAACAAUACGAUUGAACACAACAUUCGCUAUGGCAAUCUGCAGGCGACUGAGGAGCAGGUGCACGAAGCAGCUACGCGAGCUCGGAUCGACGAGAUUAUCCGAUCAUUCCCUGAUGGGUAUCAGACCAUGGUGGGAGAACGAGGAAUGAUGAUUUCGGGUGGUGAAAAGCAGCGGUUGGCCGUCUCUCGACUUCUCCUCAAGGACCCGCCACUGCUCUUUUUUGAUGAGGCCACCUCGGCACUUGACACUCAUACGGAGCAGUCAUUGCUCUCAAAUAUCAACGGCAUUUUGAGAGAAAAGAAGCGGACCAGUGUUUUUGUUGCACACCGAUUACGCACCGUCUACGAUAGCGAUUGUAUCAUUGUGCUGCGGGCGGGCAGCGUGGCCGAAAGCGGCACGCAUAGCCAGCUGAUUGACACGAAUGGCGUAUACUCGCAGCUCUGGAGUGCCCAGGAAACGCUUCUUCUGGACGACGAGGAAGCUGCCGAAGAAGAGCAAAGGGAAGAAGCCGAAGAGGAACGGAUCGAAGAGGGUGCCGCAAAGAAAUAAUGUCAGUAUUGCUAUGAUCUAUGACGGCACAACAAUCCAUUCAUCUAGGUUCCGACGGGAUGGUAGAUUUCAUCAGUUGUAUUAUCCGUUCCUUUUCUCGACAUUGAAAGUUGAUUACCAUUUUUCUGUACAUAUUACUUAUACCAAUGAUCAGUAUACCGUUUAUUCAAAG
Xylona heveae TC161 is the source of this 2627-nucleotide messenger RNA. RefSeq names its product iron-sulfur clusters transporter-like protein atm1. The transcript has 9 exons. The record is from RefSeq and is a predicted model, not a curated record. Gene Ontology annotation, molecular function: ATP binding; ABC-type transporter activity; ATP hydrolysis activity. Bases 299 to 2455 code for a protein of 718 amino acids. Gene Ontology annotation, cellular component: mitochondrial inner membrane. Gene Ontology annotation, biological process: transmembrane transport; intracellular iron ion homeostasis. NCBI's taxonomy places the organism in Eukaryota, Fungi, Ascomycota, Xylonomycetes, Xylonales, Xylonaceae.